Molecule: messenger RNA, 1557 nt
Organism: Prosopis cineraria
Lineage: Eukaryota; Viridiplantae; Streptophyta; Magnoliopsida; Fabales; Fabaceae
Product: transcription factor MYB62-like
Exons: 3
Coding region: 378-1244 (288 amino acids)
Biological process (GO): regulation of DNA-templated transcription
Cellular component (GO): nucleus
Molecular function (GO): DNA-binding transcription factor activity; sequence-specific DNA binding
Source: RefSeq, a predicted model, not a curated record
GAGAGAUGCCAAACAAUGAACCUAUCUACUUCAUAUCUAUCAACCCCUUUAAAAGUUUCCAGUGGCAACGACUACGGAAGAUGAAUGGAAGCUGUGCUGUGGAAUUUGUAUCAGUAUUAUUCUAUUACUUUACUCUUUUCUCCUCUCAGAAAUUAGAAAAGCAUUAGAAAGCUCAUAGUGUCUCCUUUGACUCUUACUCGCCCCCUAAAUUGGGAUACAGUGCCAAGCCUUCAACUUUAGACCUGGUACUUGGAUAUCUUGCGCACACCAAUUUGCUUUCAAACUCUAUAUCUUCUAGACUCUUUCACCUUCCUCAUCAUUUCCAGAUAUAUAUAAAAGCUUAGUAGUGUUUCGGGGUUUUCUCUGUGAAAGCAUCCAUGUCUACUUCAAAGAGUGAUAGCAGUAGCAGUGAAGAUGAUAAUGAACUCAGGAGGGGACCUUGGACUCUUGAAGAGGACAAUCUGUUAACGCAGUACAUCUCUGUUAAUGGGGAAGGACGAUGGAAUUUGCUUGCAAAACUUUCAGGGUUGAAGAGAACUGGGAAGAGUUGCAGAUUAAGAUGGCUUAAUUAUCUGAACCCACAGGUAAAGCGAGGAAAUUUAUCCUCAGAAGAGCAGGUUUUAAUCCUUGAACUCCACUCAAAGUGGGGCAACAGGUGGUCGAAGAUUGCUCAACAUCUUCCUGGGAGGACAGACAAUGAGAUCAAGAACUACUGGAGAACUCGGAUUCAGAAACAAGCAAGACACUUGAAUAUUGACCCAAACAGCACAGAGUUUAAAGAAAUCAUCAGGCGAUUCUGGAUGCCAAGGUUGCUGCAGAAAGCAAGAGAAAUAGCUUCUCCUCCUGCUGCUGCCAUGUCAAUCCAAAACCAAACGAUUCCUCUGUCUAUUGAAAGUGUUUCUCAGUGUUCACAAAUAGGGACAGUACCAACACAGAUUCCUUGGCAGCGACCUUGUGGGAUGAAUGAAAUAGUAGUUCAAAACAGUUCAUGCGUGUCGUCUUCUUCCUCAGAAUCAUCAAACAUCCCAGAAGUGUCUCAGUUUCAAGCCUUAGAUAACAGUGACAUGAUCUCCCUUAUGUAUGAUGGUUACCAUGUUAAUAACAACAAUUAUGACAUGGAAACAUUCAAUCUGGGAACAACGGUGGCAGCUGAGGCUAUGGCAGGCAACUGGAUGAACAACGAAGUUGCAUGCAGCCUGUGGGGCAUGGACGAACUGUGGCAGUUCAGAAACUUCCAAGAAUAAGAAUUUCAGGGGUUCUAGAUCUUUUUUGUGAUGGACCAAAUUCUAUAUUCCAUGAUUUUAGUUAUUUGUUAUCUGAUAUAAGCAACUGUCAAUUAACAAUUUAUAUAUAUAUAUAUAUAUAGCUACUGGAUUUAUAUGUAGAGGGUGAUUGAUUUGUUGUACAAGAUUAGCGUGGUGUUGUAGUUGUUCUGCCCUGCUUUUGCUCCGAUGUGUUAGUUUUUGUGUUUAUUCGAUUCUGAUGGGAAGAGUCACCAUUUAGAAGGGCCAUGUAUAAACAAGGUUUGGAAAUUAGCAUGAAAAAGGAUUUCACUCA